AUGGCUUUCAAGAACUUCUCGUCCAGUGCUGACUCUGGUCCACUCCCCUUCAAAUAUGUACCGAUAGAAGAAGUCGAGAGACUUGAAAAGUACCAGCCUGGUGGAUAUCACCCUAUUCUGAUAGGAGAUAUUCUUCAAUCCCGAUACCGAGUCGCCCACAAGCUAGGCUACGGAGCCUAUUCAACCACUUGGCUCUGCCGGGACUACCAGUCUAAUACAUACGUGGCAGUCAAAGUUGGAACGGCGGAUUCAAAUGAUCGUGAGGUUGAUGUCCUCAAUUAUCUCAACCACUGUUCCCCACUUGAUCACCCGGGGAGGACAAUGAUACCCACUAUCAAAGAUAGAUUCGUCCUCCAUGGCCCUAACGGCACCCACCCUUGCUAUGUGACAACUUUAGCAAUGUGUAGUGUCUCUAGUGCGAAGGAAGGGUCAUACAAACGCAUCUUUCAGGCCAUGACCGCUCGCUCGCUGAUUGUGCAACUUUUGCUAGCCGUUGAGUACAUCCACAGGAAAGGAGUUGUUCAUGGAGCUACAUCAGACCUUCACAUCGGCAAUAUUCUUUUAUGUCUCCCAGCCGAUUUUGAUCAGCUCUCAAUCGAAGAGUUAUACGAAAAAUACGGUUCGCCCGUGUCAGAACCAGUUAUUCGUUUUGAUGGUCAGCCCCUUGAGUCUAGUGUUCCGUCUAGCGUCGUCCCUCCUAUCUGGCUUGGGAAAGCUUCAGAGGAAUUCUCCCUUCCAGAAUCUAGAGUCCUGCUCAGUGAUUUUGGAGAGGCAUACAGACCCUCUACAGAGUACCGAUAUAACUCGCACGCCCCUAUGUCCUUUGUGCCUCCUGAAGCCCGAUUUGAGUCAGAAUGUGGUCUUUCUUUUUCAGCUGAUAUUUGGACACUCGCAUGUUCCAUCUGGAUAAUACUCGGCCAGCGCCCCUUAUUUGAGGACAUACUUGCCACGCCGGACGAUAUCACAGCCGAGCAGAUUGAUACUCGGGGGAACUUACCUUUACGGUGGUGGGAGAAAUGGGCGGCGCGCCACAAAUAUUUCGAUGAAAGUGGAAAACCAAAUCAAGGUCGACAUGUGAGGUCUUGGGAAGACCGCUUUGAAAAGCACAUUCAACUCCCGCGACAACAGGCUGGAAUCCAAGGUUUUGACUUAGAAGAGAAAGCUGCUGUUAUGAAUAUGUUGCGGUCGAUGCUGUCUUUUGAGCCGGAAAAGCGGCCAACUGCGCAGGAUAUUGUAAAAUGCGAGUGGAUGGAGAGAUGGGCAAUACCGGACUUUAACAAGUCUCACUUUAGGGAGUGCCGGGGCCGCGGACAAUUCUCAUGA
Penicillium canescens is the source of this 1323-nucleotide messenger RNA. RefSeq lists its product as uncharacterized. Gene Ontology annotation, molecular function: protein kinase activity; ATP binding. The record is from RefSeq and is a predicted model, not a curated record. Gene Ontology annotation, biological process: regulation of mRNA processing; protein phosphorylation; spliceosomal complex assembly. Lineage: Eukaryota; Fungi; Ascomycota; Eurotiomycetes; Eurotiales; Aspergillaceae. The transcript has 2 exons. Bases 1 to 1323 code for a protein of 440 amino acids.